AUGUGUGAAUCUCAAUGGGACGUUCUGGCUGAAAUUCACUUGAAAAAGCAUGACUAUUUAGAAGAAAUAACAUGUAUUUGCAGCAGAGUUUUCAUAAGAACAAAGUUUCCCAACUAUCGUAGCUUAUCAAUUGAGCAAAGCCUCUCGGAUGACGAAAAAUUAAAUGAGGAACAUUCUGACCCCAUUGAAGACGAAACCAAUCUUCAGAAAAGUGUAAAUGAAUCAUUAAAAUCUAUCGAACAAGAGACUGUCAGCUGCUAUUGCAGCGCCUCACAUACCGACAAUCUAUCGACCGACGAACACGACAGUUUCAAGGAAACCAAAGACGUUUCUUCGGUUUCCAAAAUUCAUCAGAGCGACAGCGGCACAGAUCUGACCGAACGAUCGUGUCAGACCACCGACGAGGAUUGGAAUAAAUUCUGGUCUGUCCACGGCGAGAAACUAAUUUGGGAAUCCUGGAUAGAUAAAUACAGUGCCUACAUCAACCCCGAGUAUUUUAGUUUUAAUUCGAAAAAGUGCGAAGAAGAAAAUAGUUUGACAGUACUGGAGGAACAAACACGAAAAAACCCUACCAGUUUCAAUUUUGAAGAUAUUGAAGUUGAAACGUUCAACUCUGAUUGCCAACUAGCAGAAAAACAAUCUGAAAAUAAAGAACACGCCAAAAAACACUUAUUGUUUAGAAAUCUAUCUGGCAGUGACGAGAAAAUUUGUACUGACGUCUCUGAAGGGUGGAACCCUCUGUCACCUAUCAGCGUAGACGGAGAAACUGAAGUUGAACGAUUACUGGGUUCGAGGUGUAGUAGUUCCCUGAAAACAAUUGAUUCUAUGACAAACGUCACUCGUAUGACAGUCUCCUCUAUCAACUUGAGCAACAGCACUUCCAGUUCUGAUAGUUUUUCCUCCGUAAGUUCGGUGAAUAGUUCCGUGAGUUCCGAGGAAUCGGAAGAGGAUUACCAAAAUCAGUGGAAUUUGUUGUGGAAAAAACACUACGAAGACGAAUAUUUACAGCAGUACGAAAAGUUUCUUGUUUCUAUAACGAUCAUAGAUUUAACAGUAAAAACUGAUUCACACCGAAAACUUCAAAUCAAGCAACCAAAACUAAAAGGUGUUAAAAACUCGGGUACGACCACUUCACAAGAAGUCCUCUCUAAUCCAGGAUCCUUAAAUGUUCUAAUGGAGAGUCUGAACAUGGAGGAUGAACCAAAAUAUAAAACUUCUGAAGAAGAAACUGGUGAAAGUAAUACAGUUCAGAGUGAAAUGAUAGCAAUGGGUUUACCUUUAGCAUUUGGCAACGCUGACAGUAAUAGAACCUCAAAGAAGAGCAUCGAUGUUGAAACUGAAUCACCUGGUAACUUCAAUAGCAACAGAAACCGAAUAAAAGCUGCUUUCAACCUUAUGGGCAUUGAGUUCCAGGAAAAAACUGAUGAAAUGAUGACUGGAAAGGUUGAUUACAAGAUGAAACACAUUCGUUUGCAAAAUAGGCAUCUGAAAAUUCGACCUGAAGCAAAAAAACCAAAGCAUGUCUAUUUUGAUGAUGAUGGGAAUAUCAUACCCAGUUAUGAUGAUACUGAAGAGCUAACGUGUCACAACGUCUUGUCAGAAAGCUCCGAUGACAAAAUGAGCUCUUGUGAAGAUGAACCGACUGUUUUGCCGGAAGAUAAGAGUGUAGAAGGAAGCCAAAUAACUAAGAAGCGAAAGAGGAAAAGAAAACAACCCGCCCUUCCGCCCGAAAUCAAGGAAAAUGUUAAACUAAGAAAGUAUUGGCACAAAAGGUUCUCUUUGUUCAGUAAAUUCGACCAAGGAAUAAAGUUGGACGAAGAAAGUUGGUAUUCUGUAACUCCAGAAAAAGUUGCCAAACAUGCUGCCGAAAGAUGUCAGUGUGACGUUAUCAUAGAUGCAUUUUGUGGAGCAGGCGGAAAUGCAAUACAAUUUGCAUUCACAUGUAAACGAGUUAUAGCUAUAGAUAUUGAUCCGAAAAAAAUUGAAAUAGCUCAAAACAACGCUGAAGUAUAUGGGGUGAGGAACAAAAUUGAUUUCAUAAUAGGUGACUUUCUGAAACUAGCCAGCAGUUUGAAAGGCAACGUAGUGUUUUUGAGUCCCCCGUGGGGAGGACCUUGCUAUUUAAACCAACCCGAAUAUGAUCUCGAAGAAAUGUUGCAACCCGUUCCAUUUUCUCAAUUGAUAGCAGCUGCAAGAAAAAUUACGCCGAAUGUCGCAGCAUUCUUACCUAGAAAUAGUAAUACCUUUGUGUUGGUAAAUGAGACCGGCCCCGGCGGCAAAGUGGAAAUAGAACAAGAUUUUAUCAACAAUAAACUCAUAGCAGUGACUGCUUAUUACAAUGAUUUGAUUAAGGAAAAGUAG
Phaedon cochleariae (mustard beetle) is the source of this 2361-nucleotide messenger RNA. Lineage: Eukaryota; Metazoa; Arthropoda; Insecta; Coleoptera; Chrysomelidae. The record is from the annotation of a GenBank genome assembly.